CUCGGGGCUUCUUUGGGCCUGGAAAUGAUAUUAAGGAGAACCUUGCACGCACAAUAGCAAGUCACAAAAAAUUGCUUCUUUUUAACAGUGUUCUUGCGUGCAAGAUUUAUUCACCCUUUUACAUCCAAAUUCAAAAAAAUAAACCCCCCAAAUUCUCUAACAAGAUAGCCAUCAGCACUCAAUUCCGCUCUUUUCCUCUACUGGGGUAACACAUACGCACACACUGGAAUUUUCUCUAUUGUUCUUUCGCCAUUACAAUUUACACUGUUGAGGAAGAACAAGGGAAUCAAGGAAAGCUCUGUUAUCAAGCAAGCAACCAAUUCGUUUUGGAAUUUAGCAACAAUUACGCGAUACUGUCGAUUUUUAAAGGAUUACGGAGAUUCGAAAUAGUUAUUGUUUUAAUCUCCUACGUCAUCUUCUUCCUCCUUAUAUUCCCGCUGCAAAUUUGCUCGCCGGAACAUUUAUGCUUUCCAGUUUCCAUCCUCAGCCAGUCUCCUUCAAUUUCAAACCUUUGAAGCCCCUCCUUCAAUCACAAAUUUUGAAAGCCCCUUCAUAGAUCUUUUUCUUCAGAAUUGGGGGCUUAAAAGAGGCAGCACGGAACCAGAAACAAUUCUGACCACGGGAGCUAUAUGGAUAACGUCGGCGGUCAGGGUUGCUUCUUGUAGUUGUAGUCAUGCUCGUUCUGCAUCGGUUUUUAUUUUAGCGCACCUGUUGACAAGCUGCUGCAUUUAGGGGCUUAGAAGAAAAGGGGACCAAGAGCUGCUCUUGGUCCCCUAUUAAUGCACUUCUGAAUUGGUCCCUGUAAAGUACAUUUAUAAUGAAUGUUGGACUCCGUAGCUCGUUUUUUGGAGUUCCUUAUGACUGUCAUCCCAGGAAUAAUUUGCUUGGUUUAAAUGUUUUGUACCCUCCAAGAAAGAUCCGUAGAAAGUGCCAAUGUGUGGGAAGAAAUGAAUGGAUAUCUCGUGGGGUCAAAUUUACACAUCUUUGUGGGAGAAAUGUUGAGCUAUUUUGGAAGAACUUAAGUUCCAGAAGUGCGUGGGUAGUUAAUUGUGUGAAGGAGCCUCUUACUCGUAGGAAGACAUUAGUUGAAUCAUUGGCACCCGUUUGGGGGGAAGGGUUACUUCUACUCAGAUGCUCUAUUUUUUGUGCUGUUAUUUCGGGGAUCUGUUUGCUACUUUGGUAUGGGCAAUCGAAAACCAAAAGUUUCAUUGAGGCGAAGCUGUUGCCAUCUGUUUGUGCUUUAUUGAGUGAACAUAUUGAGCGAGAACUUGAUUUUGGGAAGGUUCGAAGAAUUUCACCUUUAAGCAUUACUCUGGAAUCAUGUUCGAUUGGGCCCCAUAGUGAAGAGUUUUCUUGUGCUGAGGUACCUACUGUCAAACUGCGCAUUCUUCCGUUUGCUAGCAUCAAAAGGGGAAAGAUUGUGAUCGAUGCAGUCCUGUCUAAUCCAACAUUAUUGGUGGCACAAAAGAAGGAUUAUACCUGGUUGGGAAUACCUUUCAGUGAGGGCUUCUUACCAAGACAUUUAUCAACUGAAGAAGGGAUUGAUCAUCGUACCAAGACAAGGCGGAUAGCUAGAGAAGAAGCUGCGGGUCGUUGGGCAGUGGAGAGAGAUGAUUCUGCUAAGAAAGCUGCAGAAGUGGGCUAUCUGGUUACUGAAGAUAGUGCUACUGAGGCUGAGGAUGAUGGGUUGAAGGAGAACGUCAUCCCUUCAGCAAGGCUGGCAACUUUGGAAUCAUUUUUUUCUACAGAUGAGAAACUUCACUGGAGAGAUCAUCAUUGCAUGGAUGCAGGUCUGGAGUAUGAUUUGAAACAUGCUGAUCUAGAGAGAUCUUUUGGAUCAAAGGUUCCAGCUGCAGGUGUCGUCUGGUGGUCCAGAAUUUUACCAGGUCCUUUAAGAAAAAAGUUCAAGAGGAAGGCAAAUGGUGGAGAUCCAUCUGGAGCUAGUGUUGCCGCUAAACGUAGAAUUCUUGAAUGCAGUGCAUCAGCUGCGUGUGUAUAUUUUCAGAGACAAUCACAUCAAGAAUUUGGAAAUCCUACCCAAUCAUCUGAAAUUCCUGAUGUUCCUCUUUCAAAAGACGAGAGUGAUACCAAUCUUUCUAGUUCGAGGCAGAAUGUACUAGACAGAGAUGUGAUAUCUGCACAAGUGAUUUCCGCACACCACUUUGAGAAGGAAAAUGAUGAGAAGAAAAGUAUUGGAUCUGCUUAUGAGGAUUCUUCUCAUAAGGGAACCUAUUUAAAUAGUAAUAGCUCCCAUGAAGGAAGUAAAAAAAUGCAACUGCUGGGUGAUGACCAAUUUGCUGAUGCCUUCCGUCUAAGUAGCUUUAGUCUCAUUGGUGAUCCGUUUCUGUCGACUUUGAAUUCACUAAGUAAAGCAAGAAAUUCUGGUGAGAAAUUUUCUUCCCUCUCCCAAAGUACUGUAGAAUCUACUGAAACUGGACCUGAUGACAAAAUUAAUGAACUUUCCGAUGAAGGAGUUACCGUUCUUAAUUCUGAACUUAGCAGAUCAGCUGAGCAGAUCCAAGCAUCUGAAAGUAAUGCAGAGCAAAAUUUCCCAGUAGGAGAAACUCUUAGCUGUCAUAAUAUGAACACAAACGAGGUAUUGGCUGUGGAUCAAGAUCCAGGGACUUGGCCCUUGGGCCUGAGACCUGGGUUUUCUACUUUGAUCAAGAAAAUGGGUGAAGCGUGGUCUUCUUUAUAUUCUGGGCCUGUUGAAAGGCUGACAGCAAAUGUGGGUCCGGGAGUUGAGAACAUCGUUGCAGAACUAGUGGAUGGGGAAGAUGAAGUGCAUAGUAUGGGUAAUCAGAAUCAGAUUCCUGUCAUUUUAGAUUCAGUACAUUUCAAAGGCGGUACCUUAUUGCUGCUUGCCUAUGGCGAUACUGAACCAAGAGAGAUGGACAAUGCCCUGGGACAUGUAAAGUUAAAAAAUAACUAUGGACGUGUGCAUGUACAGGUGUCUGGCGAUUGUAAGACGUGGAGAUCAGCUCUGUCAUCUGAAGAUGGUGGCUGGCUAUCCACGGAUGUUUAUGUUGAUAUCAGUGAGCAGAAAUGGCACGCAAAUUUGAAAGUUGUGAACUUAUUUGUACCGCUGUUUGAAAGGAUUUUGGAUAUUCCAAUCACGUGGAGCAAUGGAAGAGCUAGUGGUGAGGUUCAUAUAUGCAUGUCAAAUGGUGAAACUUUUCCUAAUCUUCAUGGACAGCUUGAUGUGACCGGGUUGGCUUUCCAUAUAUAUGAUGCCCCAUCAAGGUUUUCUGAUGUGUCUGCUAGUUUAUGUUUCCGCGCUCAAAGAAUAUUUCUACACAAUGCUAGUGGCUGGUUUGGCAAAGUACCAUUAGAGGCUUCAGGAGAUUUUGGCAUUGACCCUGAGCUAGGAGUAUUUCAUCUCAUGUGUCAGGUUCCUUCUGUUGAAGUUAAUGCAUUAAUGAAAACUUUCAAGAUGAAGCCUUUCUUAUUUCCGUUGGCUGGUUCAGUAACAGCUGUCUUCAAUUGUCAAGGCCCCUUAGACGCUCCUAUUUUCGUUGGGAGUGCACUUGUGUCUAGGAAAAUGUUGCAUUUGACUUCUGAUGUUCCUGCUUCUGCCGCAUAUGAAGUAAUGAUGGACAAUAAAGAGGCCGGUGCUGUUGCAGUUUUUGAUCGCAUUCCCCUUUCAUAUGUUUCUGCUAAUUUUACGUUCAACACUGAUAAUUGUGUUGCCGACUUGUAUGGAAUUAGAGCCAACCUGCUAGAUGGAGGUGAAAUUCGUGGAGCAGGAAAUGCAUGGAUAUGCCCUGAGGGUGAAGAUGAUGAGACAGCAAUGGAUGUGAACUUUUCAGGGAAUUUAGGCUUUGAUAAGAUUAUGCACCGUUAUAUACCUGGCUAUGUCCAACUGAUGCCCCUUAAGUUAGGGGAAUUAAAUGGAGAAACAAAACUUUCUGGGUCCUUACUGAGACCGAGGUUUGACAUUAAGUGGACAGCACCUAGAGCUGAAGGUUCACUUGCUGAUGCCCGCGGAGAUAUUAUAAUCGCACAUGAUUACAUUAUUAUCAAUUCUUCAUCAGUUGCUUUCGAGUUGAACACAAAAGUUUUAACAUCUUAUCCUCAUGAACAGUGGUUAAAUGAGAGGGACUUUGAUACCGACAUCCCUUUUUCUUUGGUUGUGGAAGGAGUUGAAUUGGAUUUGAGAAUGCGUGGUUUUGAGUUUUUCAGCUUGGACUCGUCCUUCGCUUUGGAUUCUUUAAGACCUGUGCAUCUGAAAGCUACUGGGAGGAUUAAGUUUCAAGGGAAGGUUACUAAUCAGACAAGCAGCAGUGAUGGUCAAGACCAUGAAUUUGAGAAUAGUUUGGAAGUUAAAGAGGAUGCUAGUGCGGCACAUUUUCUCUCUGGUGAUGUUCUGAUGUCUGGUCUGAAACUGAAUCAGUUAACGCUGGCACCUCAGUUGGCUGGAGUACUUAGCAUUACAAAUCAGGGGAUCAAGUUGGAUGCCACUGGCAGACCUGAUGAAAGUCUUGCGAUGGAGAUUGUUGGGCCUCUACAGCCGAUUUCUGAAGAAAAUGUCAAAGGAAAAAUGUUGUCAUUUUCUCUUCAAAAGGGUAAUCUAAAGGCUACUGCUUGCUACCGGCCUCUACAUUCAGCUAAUUUGGAGCUACGGAGUUUACCAUUAGAUGAGCUGGAGCUUGCAUCCCUUCGUGGUUCCAUUCAAAAGGCAGAAAUUCAACUCAAUUUUCAGAAAAGAAGAGGUCACGGGGUCUUGUCUGUCCUUCGGCCAAAAUUUAGUGGUGCUUUGGGGGAAGCUCUUGAUGUCGCCGUUAGAUGGAGUGGUGAUGUUAUCACCGUUGAAAAAGCUAUGUUGGAGCAGAGCAAUAGCAAGUAUGAACUUCAGGGAGAAUAUGUCUUGCCUGGUUCACGAGAUCGAACUCCGGCUGGAAAUAAAAGAGGCAGCUUGUUCCGGAGAGCAAUGAGUGGACAUUUAGGUAGUGUGAUAUCUUCCAUGGGUAGGUGGAGAAUGAGACUUGAGGUUCCUGGAGCUGAGAUUGCUGAGAUGCUUCCUCUUGCCAGGCUGCUUUCUCGAAAUUCUGAUCCUGUUGUGCGAUCGAGAUCGAAGGACCUUUUUAUCCAGAGUUUGCAAUCAGUGGGGAUAGGUGCUGAAAGCCUUCAAAAAUUGCUUGAGGAAAUUCGAGGUCUGUCUAAUUGGUCUGAUGAAGUGGUACUUGACGAUUUCAACCUUCCUGGUUUAGCUGAACUUAAAGGGCGUUGGCAUGGCUCUCUGGAUGCAAGCGGGGGUGGCAAUGGAGACACAAUGGCAGAAUUUGACUUCAAUGGGGAAGAAUGGGAGUGGGGAGCCUACAAAACUCAGCGUGUUUUGGCCGCUGGAGCAUAUAGCAAUGAUGAUGGUUUACGUCUUGAAAGAAUCUUAAUCCAGAGAGACAAUGCCACUAUCCAUGCAGAUGGGACCUUGUUGGGGCCUAAAACUAAUUUGCAUUUUGCUGUUCUGAAUUUCCCUGUUAGUUUUGUUCCUACUUUGGUUCAGGUUAUAGAAACUUCAGCCACUGAAGCCGUUCAUUCUUUGCGGCAACUUUUAGCUCCAAUUAAGGGCAUUCUACAUAUGGAAGGGGAUCUCAGGGGAAGUCUUGCUAAGCCAGAAUGCGAUGUGCAAGUGAGGCUGCUGGAUGGUGCUAUUGGAGGAAUUGAUCUUGGGAGAGCUGAAAUUGUUGCAUCUCUAACAUCUACAAGUCGUUUUCUAUUCAAUGCAAAAUUUGAACCUAUAAUCCAAAAUGGCCAUGUGCAUGUUCAAGGAAGCAUUCCAGUGGCAUUUGUCCAAAACAACGUAAUGGAGGAGGAGAGUGCUGAAACGGAUAAAAGUGAGGCAAGAUGGUCAGAUAAUUGGACGUCUGAAAGGAAUAAAGGGUCUGGUGAUGAAACUAGUGACAGAAAAGGCUCCAGAGAAAGGAAUGAGGAGGUUUGGGAUAGUCAAUUGACUGAAGGUCUCAAAGGUCUAAACUGGAAUAUCUUGGAUGCUGGAGAAGUAAGGGUUGAUGCCGAUAUCAAAGACGGUGGCAUGAUGUUAUUGACAGCAUUAUCUCCUUAUGCCAAUUGGCUGCAUGGAAACGCUGAAGUGAUGCUUCAGGUUCGAGGUACAGUUGAACAGCCAGUCCUAGAUGGUUCUGCAUCUUUCCACCGGGCGACUAUAUCCUCACCUGUGCUUCGUAAACCUUUGACAAAUGUUGGCGGCACGGUUCUCGUGGAUUCAAAUCGACUGUGCAUUGGUUCAUUGGAUGGUAGAAUAAGCAGGAAAGGAAAAAUUUCUGUGAAAGGCAACCUCCCUUUGAGAACAAGUGAGGAGUCUCUUGGUGAUAAAAUUGACCUGAAAUGUGAAGUCUUGGAAGUGCGGGCCAAGAAUGUUUUUAGUGGUCAGGUGGAUACCCAGUUGCAGAUAAGUGGCUCCAUAUUGCAACCCACCAUAUCAGGGAAAACAAAAUUAAGUCAUGGUGAGGCUUAUAUACCCCAUGACAAGGGUAGUGGUUCAGCUCCAUUCAACCGAGAUGUGUCUAACCAGGCUGGGGUCCCAGUUGGUGGUUACAACCGUGCUGUUGCAUCAAAAUAUGUGUCUCGUUUUCUUAACUUGAAACCUGUUUCUUCAAACAUCACAGAUCGUGAAGUUUCUGGUAAACAAGCAGAAGAUGAAAAGGGGAUGCUCCAAGUCAGUAGUAAGCCCAAAGUAGAUGUUCGCCUCAGUGACUUGAAGCUUGUUUUGGGACCAGAAUUGAGGAUAGUUUAUCCAUUGAUCCUUAAUUUUGCUGUCAGUGGAGAGCUUGAAUUGAAUGGAAUAGCUCGUCCCAAAUGGAUAAAACCUAAAGGCAUUCUAACAUUUGAAAAUGGAGAUGUGAAUCUUGUCGCAACUCAGGUAAGGCUUAAGCGAGAGCAUCUGAAUAUAGCAAAAUUUGAGCCAGAUAAUGGGCUUGACCCAUUGCUGGACUUGGCUCUAGUUGGGUCUGAGUGGCAAUUUAGAAUUCAAAGUCCGGCAAGCCAAUGGCAGGAUAAGCUGGUCGUCACCUCUACACGGUCUGUGGAACAAGAUGUUCUAUCACCUUCUGAGGCUGCCAGAGUGUUUGAAAGUCAACUGGCCGAGUCUAUCCUUGAAGGUGAUGGCCAGCUUGCAUUUAAAAAGCUUGCCACUGCAACUCUUGAACAGUUAAUGCCAAGAAUAGAAGGGAAAGGGGAGUUCGGACAUGCCAGGUGGAGGCUAGUAUAUGCACCUCAGAUUCCCAGUUUGCUGUCUGUUGAUCCCUCGGUUGAUCCACUUAAAUCUCUAGCUAGCAAUAUUUCAUUUGGUACAGAAGUGGAAAUCCAGCUAGGGAAGCGUCUGCAGGCAUCCGUUGUGAGGCAAAUGAAGGACUCAGAGAUGGCUAUGCAAUGGACUUUGAUCUACCAACUUACGAGCCGUCUGCGUGUGCUGCUUCAGUCUGCCCCAUCUAAACGUCUCCUCUUUGAAUAUUCUACCACUUCUCAAGACUAGGCCCCCAUAUUCAAACUAUUUUUUGCAAAUGUAGUUCUUAUUCGUUCUGUAAAUACCGAUCCUUCUGCACCCCAUGUCUUCCGGGAACUUGUAGGGAACAAACAAUCCCUACCCUGUAAUUGAUUAAUGUAUAUAUGAAAAUAUUCUUUGCUCAGAUUGCAUCUUUGCGAGUUUCUGUGUAUGCUUUGGGCUUCUUUGAUUGUUUGAUACUACGGGGCUUUGUUUGAAACCGGCUCUUAGUAAUUUUUUUCGAAAUUUUUAAUUAAUG
Oldenlandia corymbosa var. corymbosa is the source of this 7757-nucleotide messenger RNA. NCBI's taxonomy places the organism in Eukaryota, Viridiplantae, Streptophyta, Magnoliopsida, Gentianales, Rubiaceae. The record is from the annotation of a GenBank genome assembly.